Molecule: messenger RNA, 3359 nt
Organism: Hirundo rustica (Barn swallow)
Lineage: Eukaryota; Metazoa; Chordata; Aves; Passeriformes; Hirundinidae
Gene: PALM
Product: paralemmin
Exons: 9
Coding region: 67-1233 (388 amino acids)
Biological process (GO): regulation of cell shape
Cellular component (GO): membrane
Source: RefSeq, a predicted model, not a curated record
GGACGCCGGCGGCCGCCGGCCCCGCUCCGCCGUUCCCCCGCCCCCGCCGGAGCCGCCGCCGGGACCAUGGAGGUCGUGGAGGCCAGCACCCUUCAGCAGGAGAGGCUGCAGGCCAUCGCGGAGAAGCGGAAGCGUCAGACGGAGAUCGAGAACAAAAGGCGGCAGCUCGAGGAUGACAGGCGGCAGCUGCAGCAUCUCAAGUCCAAGGCUCUGCGGGAGAGAUGGCUCCUGGAGGGGGCCCCAGCUUCUGCCUCCGAGGAGGAAGAGGCCAUGAAGAAGCAGAUGCAGGAGGAUGAGGUGAAGACCAAGGAGCUGGAGGAAACCAUCCAGAGGCUGGAGAAGGAGCUGGAAACGCUGGAGAACAGCAGCUCAGUGGCUUCCACCAAGGAGAACCUGGUGGAGGCAGCAGCCAAGGAGGAGAAGGCUGAGGCUGUCCCCAAUGCGCAGAAGAGUCCCCUGGGCGCAGUUAAGGCUGACAAGAGGGUCUCCAGCAGCCCCAUGAAGGCAGUGGAAGGCAGUGACAUGAUGAAGGCGGCCAUGUACUCGGUGGAGAUCACGGUGGAGAAGGACAGAGUGACAGGGGAGACCAAGGUCCUGUCCAGCACCACCAUGCUCCCCCAGAACCACUGUCUGCAGGGGGUCAAAGUGUACGAGGAUGAGCUGAAAGUGGUGCACGCGGUGAGCGCCGAGGACGGGGCCCUGCAGAACGGGGCCCACCCCCUCAGCUCCUCCGAGGUCGACGAGCUCCUGCACAAGGCGGACGAGGCCACCCUGAGUGAAGCUGCCGGGCGCCAGACCCCAGCCAAGGCCGGCAAGGGCGGCGGCAGCGCCCCGGGCAGCCAGAAGCCGACGCCGCGGCGGGAGAUCACGGGGCUGCAAGCCAAGGUGCCACCGGGCGAGGGGAUGGAGCCCAGCCAGGAGCAACCCGUCACCAUGAUCUUCAUGGGCUACCAGAACGUGGAGGAUGAGAACGAGACCAAGAAGGUGCUGGGGCUGGAGGGCACCAUCAAGGCAGAGCUGGUGGUGAUCGAGGACGCCGAGAGCAAGCCGGAGCCGGCACACAAGGACCACACGCCACCCAACGGCACCGCGCUGGAGCCGGCGGCUGCCCAGCCGCUGGGCGAGGAGGGCGCGGGCGGGCAGAAGCCGGGCGCCAACGCCACAGACGCCAAGGAGGCCGAGCAGGAGACAGACGUGAAGAAGCAGCGCUGCAAGUGCUGCACGGUGAUGUGAGCCCCCGCCGAGCCCCCUCCGCCCCGGCCCCUGCUCGCCACCGGACACAGACCCUCUUCCUGCAGAACCGGGGAGAUCCCACACGGUGCCACCGGGGCCGCAGCGGGCAGCGGCGGCCGCGGCGACGCUCGCCCCACCUGCCCGAUGCCAGCCCUGUGCCGCCCCCCACCAGCGCUGCCUGUGGUAUUUAUUAGUGACCCCCCUCGCCCCACAGUGCGCCCACCCCACCACGGCCCGGCCUCAUCCCCACCCGCCACCGGCGCCGGGGCCCUGCCCUCUGUCACCGACGCUGUCCCACCCGCCGUCGGAGGACGGAGCCGCCGGGCAGGGGGUCGGAGGACGACGCUGUGUCCGUAGAUGACUCCCCGGGAGCCGCCACCAGCGGGACCCGCUCUUGGCGCGGCCCACGGUGGGCGUCGGGCCCAGCCCUGUGCCAGCCCCUCCCGCUGUUCCCUGGGCCUGUUCCCUGCUGGCUGCCCGUGGACACCUCUGCUCCAUCUCGUGUCCUCCUCCCUGCGGUCCCGGGCUCCCCAAAGCCCUCAAGGACAGAGCGUGUCCAGGCAAGGGAAGGGCAUCGAGGGCAGCGUCCCCUCCCCGAUACUCGGCUGUGGUAAUGCCUGGGGCCACGCGGAGUCAGCCCAGCCUGCCCCCGGCCCUGCUGCGCUCCUGGGCUCAGCUCCACGCGUUGGAGCCCCUCGCUGUGGUGCUGGCAGUGACAGCCACUCCUCAUCUCAGCCGCCAGCCGGUGCCACGGGGCUCUGCCAGCCCAGGGGGCUGAACUGUGCUGUGGCCAGCGCUCGUGUCCUCCUGGAGCAGUGCCAGCGAGGAAGGGGAACCUGGGGGGUCCCAGCCUUGUGGGGCAGGAAUGGGGCGGGGGUCCCGUGUUCCCUCGUGGCAGCAGGAGUAGGGCCCAGCAUCCUCUCCCCUUCCUGCUUCUGCCCCUCAGCAGCAGCAGCUUUGCAGAGCCACGUUCUGGGGUCCCAGGCUGCAGCAUUGGGUCCCCCAGGGGAGUGGGGCAGCCCGGUUCACCCCAGUACUGGCAUUGGGCGCUGCCAGGGGUCCCACAGAGGGCGGCCUCCCUGCUGCCCCACCCUGCACCCCGGCCCUUCAGUGGGGAUUUCACCACCAGCACCAGCGUUUUCUCCCCACUGAGACCAGCUGGGGCGGGUGGGGGCUGUGGAUUUUGGUCCCCAGUGCCCACAUCAGCUGCCCUGAUACUUGUCCAGGAGCUUUGGGCAGGGUGCAGCCACCAGCCAGGGAUCCUUGUUCAAGUGUGAGAGGGUUCCUUCUGCUGUGAGGCUGGGCAAGUCCCCGGGGAUCUCCCAAAACGUGUGGGGCAGCAUCCAUGCUGUCCAGCCCACCAGGACGCCGGUGGUCGAGCAGCCAGGGAUGGGGCUCAGCUCCCCCAAGGAUGGCCCUUCCUUCCCCCACAUCCCCCUUGUGUAAGCAGUGUCCCCCCUGUCCCCAUGACACCCCAGUUGUCCCUCAGGCUGCAGUUUUCCCCCCAGUAGAGUCAUUGCAGGGCUGAGGGGAGGAGGGCUCACGGUGCCACCCCUGUCCUGAGCCCCAGCCAGGCACCCACGGCCUCUGGGAGAGGCAGGGCCGGGGAAGGGGAGCUUUGGGAGGGCACUGCCAGGGGAAGGGGGGGGGUCUCUCCUGCCCCAUCCACUGUUGGGCAUCGCUGCAGAGCAGGGCACGGGCUGGGUGCCACAGGGCAUCCACCCCCGUAGUCCGGGGGCAAUGUCACCUCUCGCCACCCCACAUCGGGGGCCACCCACCCCAUCCCGCCCUGGGCCCUGCAAUCCCCAAGCCGGGGCUCCCUCCUGCCUUGGCACCCCCUGCCCCUCGGUUGGCUUUGACCCCCAGCCCAGUCCGGCCCUUGGCGUGGCGGGGAGCAGGACCAGGCCCCGGGGCCGGGGUGUGAGAGGAGCGGGCGGUGGGCCCGGCAUCGCCCCCACCCCAUCCCACAGCCCCCCUGUCCCCCGCCCGGCUCUGCUGAAGUGCACUUCCCGUGCCCCCGAGCUUUUCACUUGUGCCGAAACCGUUUGAAUUCCCUGCCCCAUCCCUUCCCCACCCCGUUGUUUGUAAAACACCCAAACCGAGCAAAUAAACUGUGUGAACAACCA